Aphis gossypii (cotton aphid) is the source of this 1029-nucleotide messenger RNA. RefSeq lists its product as uncharacterized. The transcript has 2 exons. The coding region runs from base 172 to 936 and encodes 254 amino acids. NCBI's taxonomy places the organism in Eukaryota, Metazoa, Arthropoda, Insecta, Hemiptera, Aphididae. The record is from RefSeq and is a predicted model, not a curated record.
UAUCUAAUAAAAUAAAUAUGUAAUAUUAUAAGUAAUAUUUUACUGUAUUAUUUUAUUUUAUUUUGAUCUCAUAUUGUGAACCUACCUUACAAAUAUAUAAAUAUAAGUAAUUAUAUUAUAAAAGCUUGAAUACCUAUAUAAUAUACGAGUAUAUAUAUAUAUAUUAAAAAUAUGAAUAUUACUGAUCUGAAAGAAAAAAUACAAAUUUUGAAGACCGAACUGCUGGAGCUCCGGGAGAACGUUAGUUUGAAGAUGAGUCAACAAUUGUUGUUGCGCGAUGGUAUGGCGACUAAUUACCAGCGAAUGAUGGAAGAAUGUGAUGUGUACGAGAAGGAAUUGGAAAAGAUUCGUUCGGAAAAUGCACGUUACAAGUUUGCUGAACAGUGUCUGAAGAAUAAGGUCAUUGAAUUAACCGGUUGCAAGUUCGCAAAGAGUUCGACCGACUCCGACAAAGACAAUGCUGUAGCAACUUUACAAUUGGAAGUGUGUAGUAACCAACUGUUGGCCGAGUUGAAGACGUUCAGGGAGCGGGUCGAGGAGGUGUCCGGAGACUUGGCUCGCGCCAGAGACCGGCUGGCCAAGGCGUCGGUACGGGAAGAAUGUUUGAAGCUGUGCGCGGACCACUUGACGGUGCUCGCCGAGACGGACCGGACAAGGCGGGACUGCGAAGAGACGAAGUUGCGGACGAUGGCCGAACGACUGUCGGCCGAGCUGGGUGACGCGCAGUGCGAUCUUGACCGGUCGCGAGCCGUCGUGGAAGAGAUGUCGGACGUGGUGGCGGGACACAAACCGGCGCCGGUCACAUGCUCCGUCGGUGGGCUGCGCGAGGACAACUACCGGUUGCACGCCGAAUUGGACGCCAGCGCCGCGGUGGAGGCCGAGUUGCGCGCCGUGGUGGCCCGGCUGGAGACGGCCAUAUGCGCAAAUGGUGUUUGAGAUUUGGGAGGGGGGGGAGUGGCUGAAGCCCUAGCUACUGAAUGAAGUAUUUAUGGAAGUAAUUAACAAAUAAAUCUUUUUUGAUACAUCAUA